Molecule: messenger RNA, 1289 nt
Organism: Williopsis jadinii
Lineage: Eukaryota; Fungi; Ascomycota; Saccharomycetes; Phaffomycetales; Wickerhamomycetaceae
Product: type I glyceraldehyde-3-phosphate dehydrogenase
Exons: 1
Coding region: 234-1238 (334 amino acids)
Biological process (GO): glucose metabolic process
Molecular function (GO): NAD binding; oxidoreductase activity, acting on the aldehyde or oxo group of donors, NAD or NADP as acceptor; NADP binding
Source: RefSeq, a predicted model, not a curated record
CAGCUGCCACCUCAUGACUUUUCCUGUGUGUGCCUGUCUGACGUUACGUGUGAUGUAGUGGCCCCCGUCCGGUGUGUUUUCGCCUGUUGCGCUGUGCCCCCCUUAAAAGUAUAAAAGGAAGUGCAAUUGCUGUUUGUGUUGAUUGUUGAUCCUUGUUUCCUCUGUUUUCUCCUCAUCACACAAGAAAGGUUUCUUCUUUCCAACAGAUACAAAACACACUUACAAACAACACAAUGGCUAUCAACAUCGGUAUUAACGGUUUCGGUCGUAUUGGUCGUCUCGUCCUCAGAGUUGCUCUUGGUAGAAAGGACAUCAACGUUGUUGCUGUCAACGAUCCAUUCAUUGCUGCUGAGUACGCUGCUUACAUGUUCAAGUACGACUCCACCCACGGUAAGUACGCCGGUGAGGUUACCUCUGACGGUAAGAACUUGAUCAUUGACGGUAAGGUUAUCAACAUCUUCCAAGAGCGUGACCCUGUCAACAUCCCAUGGGGUGCUGAGAAGGUUGACUACGUCAUUGACUCCACCGGUAUCUACAAGGACUUGGCUGGUUGUCAAAAGCAUCUUGACGCUGGUGCCAAGAAGGUUAUCAUCACCGCUCCAUCCAGUGACGCCCCAAUGUUCGUUGUUGGUGUCAACGAGGACAAGUACACUCCAGACUUGAAGAUCAUCUCCAACGCUUCCUGUACCACCAACUGUUUGGCUCCAUUGGCCAAGGUUAUCAACGACACCUUCGGAAUUGAGGAGGGUUUGAUGACCACUGUCCACUCUAUCACCGCCACCCAAAAGACCGUUGACGGUCCAUCCCACAAGGACUGGAGAGGUGGUCGUACCGCUUCCGGUAACAUCAUCCCAUCCUCCACCGGUGCUGCUAAGGCUGUCGGUAAGGUUAUCCCAGAGCUUGCUGGUAAGUUGACUGGUAUGUCCUUGAGAGUUCCAACCACCGAUGUUUCUGUCGUUGAUUUGACUGUUAAGUUGGUCAAGGGUGCCACUUACGAUGAGAUCAAGGCUGCUGUCAAGGCUGCUGCUGAGGGUCCACUCAAGGGUGUUUUGGGUUACACUGAGGAUGCUGUUGUCUCCAGUGACUUCUUGACUGACUCCAGAUCUUCCAUCUUCGAUGCCAACGCUGGUAUCUGGUUGUCUCCAAAGUUCGUCAAGUUGAUCUCUUGGUACGAUAACGAGUACGGUUACUCCACCAGAGUUGUUGACUUGUUGGAGUACGUUGCUUCCAAGGAGUAAAUUGUAUGACUUUUAUUUAUGGGAUUACGUUAUAAAUUAUGAUCCUCAUGG